Nicotiana attenuata is the source of this 2436-nucleotide messenger RNA. Its product is annotated as cell division cycle protein 48 homolog. Gene Ontology annotation, cellular component: VCP-NPL4-UFD1 AAA ATPase complex; cytosol; nucleus. The coding region runs from base 1 to 2436 and encodes 811 amino acids. The record is from RefSeq and is a predicted model, not a curated record. Gene Ontology annotation, molecular function: ATP hydrolysis activity; ATP binding; polyubiquitin modification-dependent protein binding. Gene Ontology annotation, biological process: mitotic spindle disassembly; retrograde protein transport, ER to cytosol; autophagosome maturation. NCBI's taxonomy places the organism in Eukaryota, Viridiplantae, Streptophyta, Magnoliopsida, Solanales, Solanaceae. The transcript has a single exon.
AUGAAAGGUAAAAACAAACACCAGUCCUCUGAAUCCAAAGAAACCAAAAAAGACUAUACCACAGCAAUUCUUGAAAGAAAAAAAGCACCAAAUAGACUCAUAGUUGAUGAUUCAACAAAAGAUGAAAACUCCAUUGUUUUUCUCAAUCCAGAAACUAUGGAAAAACUUCAACUAUUUCGCGGCGACACUGUUUUAAUCAAAGGAAAAAGAAAAAGAGAUACAAUUAGUACAGCAGAAGUUGAUGAAACAUGUGAAGAACCAAAGAUUCGUAUGAACAAAGUUGUUAGAAACAACCUACGAAUUCGUUUAGGUGAUAUUGCUUCUGUCCAUCUUUGUAGUAAUAUUCAAUAUGGUAAACGUGUGCAUGUUCUUCCUAUUGAUGAUACUAUUGAAGGUUUAACAGGUGAUCUUUUUGAGGUUUAUUUAAAACCUUAUUUUACUGAUUCUUAUCGUCCGUUAAGAAAAGGUGAUAUUUUUAAUGUUAGAGGUGGGAUGAGGAGUGUGGAAUUUAAGGUUGUGGAAACUGAUCCACCUGAUUAUUGUAUCGUUGCUCCUGAUACGGAGAUUUUUAUCGAGGGUGAUCCGAUUAGAAGGGAAGACGAGGAACGAGCAUUAGACGAGAUUGGAUACGAUGAUGUUGGUGGUGUUAGGAAACAAAUGGCGCAAAUUCGCGAGUUGGUUGAGUUGCCAUUGAGACAUCCACAGCUAUUUAAGUGUAUUGGUGUGAAACCGCCUAAAGGGAUUCUUUUGUAUGGACCACCUGGUUCAGGGAAAACGACUAUAGCCCGAGCUGUGGCUAAUGAAACUGGUGCAUUUUUCUUGGUUAUUAAUGGACCUGAGAUUAUGUCUAAGAUGGCUGGAGAGAGUGAGGCUAAUUUGAGGAAUGCUUUUGUGGAAGCUGAAAAGAAUGCACCUUCUAUAAUUUUCAUUGAUGAGGUUGAUUCUAUCGCGCCUAAUAGAGAAAAGACUAAUGGAGAGGUAGAAAGGAGGAUUGUUUCGCAGCUUUUGACAUUAAUGGAUGGACUUAAGUCGCGUGCACAUGUUGUCGUUAUGGCUGCAACGAAUAGGCCUAAUAGUAUUGAUCCUGCAUUGAGAAGGUUUGGGAGAUUCGACAGGGAAAUUGAUAUUGGUGUGCCUGAUGAGGUUGGUCGCCUUGAGAUUCUUCGUGUUCACACGAAGAACAUGAAGUUGGACGAGGAUGUUGAUUUGGAAAUGGUUGCAAAGGAUACACAUGGUCAUGUUGGUGCUGAUUUAGCAGCAUUGACUACUGAGGCCGCGCUUCAAUGCAUUAGGGAAAAGAUGGAUGUGAUCGACAUGGAAGACGAAACUAUUGAUGCUGAAGUACUCAAUUCCAUGGCAGUUAAUAACGAACAUUUCAAGGCUGCUUUAGGAACAACAAAUCCCUCUUCUCUUCGUGAGACAGUCGUUGAAGUUCCAAACGUUUCAUGGGAUGAUAUUGGAGGGCUUGAGACAGUUAAACGCGAGCUUCAAGAGACAGUUCAGUAUCCAGUGGAACAUCCUGAAUUGUUUGAGAAAUUCGGGAUGUCUGCUUCAAAGGGUGUUCUGUUCCAUGGUCCGCCCGGGUGUGGUAAAACUCUGCUGGCUAAGGCAGUCGCGAACGAAUGCCAAGCAAACUUCAUCAGUGUCAAAGGUCCUGAAUUGCUUACAAUGUGGUUCGGAGAAAGUGAGGCUAAUGUCAGAGAACUUUUCGAUAAGGCACGCCAAUCUGCACCUUGUAUUCUAUUCUUCGACGAGUUAGACUCAAUUGCUAUUAAGAGAGGAAGUUCAGUAGGCGAUGCUGGUGGCGCUGCUGAUAGAGUAUUGAAUCAACUCCUAACCGAAAUGGAUGGAAUGAAUGCCAAGAAAACCGUUUUCGUUAUAGGUGCAACCAAUCGGCCAGAUAUUCUUGAUCCUGCACUUUUAAGGCCGGGGCGCCUUGACCAAUUGAUAUACAUUCCUCUCCCUGAUGAAGAAUCAAGACACCAAAUUUUUCGCGCAUGCUUAAGAAAAUCACCUGUUUCUAGCAAAGUAGACUUGAGACAUCUAGCCAAGUUAACUGAAGGAUACAGUGGAGCAGACAUUACUGAAAUAUGUCAACGCGCUUGUAAAUACGCGAUCAGGGGAGAAAUCGAAAAGGAUAUUGAGAGGGAGAAGAAGAGAAUGGAGAAUCCUGAUAUAAUGGAGGAAGAUAUUCAAGAAGAGGUUGCAGAAAUUAAGGUUGAACAUUUUGAGGAAUCAAUGAAGUUUGCUAGGAGAAGUGUUAGUGAUUUGGACAUUUUAAAAUACCAUGAUUUUGCUCAGUCUUUGCAACAAUCAAGAGGUUUUGGUAGUGAAUUCAAGUUCACAAAUAAUAAAACUGAUGCUAAUGCUGCUAAGGAAAAUCCUUUUGAGAAUUCUGUUGCAGCUGAAGAUUGUGAUGCUGAGUUAUAUGAUUAG